UCUUAAAAUAAUUCACACUGUUUUGUUUCCCUGUGAUAUUCGCGUUAUAGACUGGAUUGCGUUGGAGUAUUUCAGGAUGCAGCAAAAGUAAACAUUCAUAAGCCGGUUGCCGAUCAACACGUAAACAUCUCAAGCAAGAAAGAUGAAUGACCAUGCCAAUUAACAUAAUAACAUUACACACUGAGCGUAUCAUUAAUGUUACAGAUGACCUUUACCAAUCAGUGUUUGUUAAUGUAGUUUAUUGCCGUUGAAAUCAAGAUGGGUCGUAAAGCCACUAAUUUACUGUUUGUGUCUUUUAUUGUGCUUGACAUUAUGAUAAAUGUUACUCCAAAACCACAACUGUCAACAGACCUCCCUCUUCUUAUUUUAAUUUCUAUGGAUGGUUUCAGACAUGACUACCUGAAUCAAACAGCAUUCAAAAAAUCAGACAUUUCCAAUUUCCAGUAUUUUAUUGAUCAGGGAGUGAGAGCAAGCCAUGUUCGGAACGUAUUUCCAUCUGUCACUUUUUCGAAUCACAUGACAAUUUUGACAGGUCAAUAUGCAGAGGAGCAUGGUGUCGUCCACAAUGCUUUCUUUGACCCUUACCUAAAUGAUACAUUUGAUAUGCAUAAUUUCUAUCAAAAUUUUCAAUCUAAAUGGUUUGACAAUGGAGCAGAACCUAUAUGGGUAACAAAUCAAAAAGGAGGAUGGGGACGAAACAGUGGAUCAGUUCUUUGGCCUGGAGGAAUAGCACCUGUUAGAUGCAUAGAACCAAGAAUUAUUCCUCGUGCUACACUUUACAACUCGUCUGAUUCAAUUUCAUAUGAAAAAAGAAUUGAUGUUUUAAUAGACUGGUUCACUGAUAAAAAGUUUAAUGCAAUAAAUUUUGGAAUGUUGUAUUUUGAUGAACCCGACCUUUCAGGACAUAAAUAUGGACCAAUGUCCAGAGAAGUUAGAGAGGAAAUCAAACGUUUAGAUAGCGCACUUGGAUAUCUGAGAAAAAAAUUAAAUGAGACUGGCUUGUCGGAGAAUAUGAACAUAAUCAUCACUGCGGAUCAUGGGAUGAACCAAUUUGAGGAUAAAGUUGUAAAUCUAGAUGAGAUUCUUGAUCGCAGGUGGUACACAACUCCUAUUCAUUUCAAACACCACCUUGUUCCAAUGAUAAUUCCACAUAAAGGUCAUGAAAGGCAUGUUUCUGUUGCCUUAUUUGGAGAAGAUGGCAAGGGGAAAGACCAUAAAGGGUUCUUUGCUUGGUGGAGAAACGGAACAGAAAUGAAGAACCGUUACUUCAGCAAAAACCGACGCAUAAUGGAAAUUAUUUUGGAGGCAAAAAAGGGAUGGAUCAUUGGAAAUAACCAGACAAAAGGCCCUUAUUCAAAGGGAAAUCAUGGCUACAAUCCACAGAAUACACCAGACAUGUGGCCAUUUUUCAUCGCCUCUGGACCAGCAUUUCAGAAAGGGCUUUCAGUACCUGCUUUUGAUAUGGUGGAUGUUUAUCCUUUGAUGUGCCAUGUUCUUGGACUGACUCCAGCACAAAAUAGGGGCAAUCUUGAUCAUGUCAAAAGUCUUCUGAAAAAUCCACCAGUGUGGUACAAGACACUUGAAACUACUGCUGUUACAUUCAUUGUAGUGGUGAUUCUAGCUGCAUUAGUUGGAGGGGUAUUUGGAAUAGCUGCUGUACGCCAGAGCAGUAUCUCAAGGAGAAAGCUGAUGUUCCAGAAUCGGAGAAGACUAGACCUGUCACCGAUCCGAUCACUACCAGAGACGGACUCCAUGUUGAGAUCAGAUGACGAUGAAGAUGACUUUGAUGGACUGUAGUUGAUCUUUGUUGAAUAAUAUUUGGUUUAUUAUUGUUUUGUCAAAUAAUGAUGUAAAUGUUCUGAUGCUUUGGGAUAAGUUUUCUAGUAAGUACAGAAUGGUCAUGAAAAUAUUUGACGUUGAAAAUGUCAUUAAUGCUGUUCCUAGUCUGUAAUUUUACAACACUUUACACAAAACCUACUGUUUUAAUUAAUACAGGCUGAUUGAUGUCAAUUAAUUCUUACCUUCUGGCCUACUGCACAUAUAUCUACCCUGAAAUCCAUUGUCACUUGUAUAGAAGGAACCUGUAUAAUCCUGAAUUCUGGUUUAAACAAACCUUUAACUGUAUACCACAAAGACCAUUUCUAGCAAGUGUAAUCUGUCAAACUGGUCUCACAGAUAAGUUCUUCCAGAUCUUAAGCUGACACCAACAUUUAUCAAUAGUUUGGCCUAAUGGCCUGUCAAAUGGGUCUCGCAGAAAAUUUGCAAUU
This is a messenger RNA of Ylistrum balloti, 2267 nucleotides long. RefSeq names its product bis(5'-adenosyl)-triphosphatase enpp4-like. Bases 259 to 1797 code for a protein of 512 amino acids. Lineage: Eukaryota; Metazoa; Mollusca; Bivalvia; Pectinida; Pectinidae. The transcript has 4 exons. The record is from RefSeq and is a predicted model, not a curated record.